Messenger RNA from Boeremia exigua, 1000 nucleotides. RefSeq lists its product as uncharacterized. The coding region runs from base 71 to 1000 and encodes 309 amino acids. The record is from RefSeq and is a predicted model, not a curated record. The transcript has 2 exons. NCBI's taxonomy places the organism in Eukaryota, Fungi, Ascomycota, Dothideomycetes, Pleosporales, Didymellaceae.
UCUACAAUUAAUGCUGGCGGAUCGACACAGCCGACUGUAGCCUGCACUCACCGUUGACCCCUAUCUACACAUGCAGCCAAUGCUUGUCCACUACUGCAACUGUACUUACAACACAGCUGUGCCUUACAGCCCAUCAGCUUUCUCCCAGAACAUCGCCUGCUCACACUGCGGCUCUAUAUCAACUGGCAUUAACGUCCGAUCAAAGGUCGAAGAGCAGGCAAACAUGCAACAAGACGAGCUUGCGCAGCUGUUCGCAGCCAACAUGCAGCUUUCUCAACACAUGCCACAGCAAGUACAGCAGCAGCAAGUACAGCAACAACAGCCCGCACCAGUGCAGCAGCAGCCAGAACCAGAGGCACCGAAGAUAGUGUAUGCUUCGAGCCACUACACCCACUCACAUCAUGUCGUGCCAAGUCGCAGUGUCUCUGAGCCCCCGGCGAGAACGCACAUUGAGAUUUCCGAGCUGGGCGCCAUCCUCCUGCGUAACAGCAUCAACCCCGAGUUUCUAUUCCCCUCCCAAGUUGAGCUCUUCCAGAAUGCAGACGACGACCAGCGACUACGGCUGCUCGAGCUGUGGCGCAUCUCACCCCCACAGGGCCGCCAGGGCUACCCAGCAGGCACAGACUAUAAUCUCUCGAGACAGCUGUAUGACUGGCCACCGACUAGCCUGGCGCAGGAAGAGGCGAUGGCGAAGUUGCGCUACGACAAGGAUCAGCAGGAGCAGCAGGCAGCUCGUGAGCGCAGUGUCUCGCCGCAGGCCGCGGAGCCGUACAUGAUGUCGGGCUACGACAUGCUCGCAAAGCGCGAGUACGAGCAGUCAGUCAAGGAGCCGAGUUAUAACCAGGCCACAGAUCCCGUGUACAACAACACGGGCAACGGCUUGUGGCAGAAGAACAGCGACAGCAUCUCGAGCAUGGAGAACAACUACGGUGCCUUUGCAUACGCCCGCGAGUACGGCUUCCAGCAGCCCAUGUACGCGGAUGAGGAGAUGGUCAUGUGA